AUGAAAUUACAUUAUUUCAUAUUUAUACUAAAUAGCAUCAAUCAGACAGUGGCAACUCUACGUGUGCUUGGAGGAAGAGAUUCCCUAAAAGAUGAGUUUCCUUUUGCUGUUCGCUUAGAAAUAUUAAUCAUACGUCAAGAUAUAAAAGAAUAUUUCCGGUUUUGUACAGGCACAGCUAUUCGUUCAACUUGGAUCCUCACAGCCGGUCAUUGUUAUUUUAAAGAACUAGAUCAUCCAAAGGUGAAAUCAUUUGCAAGAUACAACAGUUAUUUUCCAAAAUUUCUCGGUCAGAUAUCUCCACUCCUAGAAUUUCUCAGACACCCAAGUUAUAGUAAAUUAUUAUAUGAAAAUGUUGAAAAUGAUCUUGCUUUGUUUCGUUGUGAAAAGUUAUCAGUCGCCUCAUAUGCUAAGAUAAGCGCUGUGGACUACAGAUCUUUCGUUGGUCACGAAGCUCUUGUUCUAGGUUUUGGUAGUACAAAUGCUUCGGCACUUGAGAAGCCCCUGCAAGUUUUAAAAGGUAUGCUUAAUAAGUGUCUUACAAAUGACGUAGAAACUAAGCAUAUGAUGUGUUUAGUUCCAUCUUGUGGACUUGUUGCGACUAUUUGUGGCGGUGAUUCUGGUGGAGCCGUCUUGCAUCCGUCCGGCGUCGUGGGAGUCAACUCUAUGUCUCUUGAUGACUGCGACGAAAACACCAAGACUCUUAGUCGUACGCCAGGAAGCUCUGCGAGUAUAAUUGCAAUGGUCAGUCCUAAUCUAAACUGGAUCGUCAAUAUUAUUUCCUAUAAAAAUAAUGCCAACGUAAAGUUUAACGCCUUU
Brenthis ino (lesser marbled fritillary) is the source of this 816-nucleotide messenger RNA. NCBI's taxonomy places the organism in Eukaryota, Metazoa, Arthropoda, Insecta, Lepidoptera, Nymphalidae. The record is from the annotation of a GenBank genome assembly.